Molecule: messenger RNA, 4661 nt
Organism: Rhipicephalus sanguineus (brown dog tick)
Lineage: Eukaryota; Metazoa; Arthropoda; Arachnida; Ixodida; Ixodidae
Product: PAX-interacting protein 1-like
Cellular component (GO): MLL3/4 complex
Source: RefSeq, a predicted model, not a curated record
AUCUUGGUCUCGCAACACUGGAGUGAUUACGCGGGAAAUGGACACCUUGCGGUAAAUAGUAAACACGUGAAGUGACGAGGACGCUUCGUUUAGCUAUGCACUUGUUAUCUGCGUUCGAUUAGAACGUGGUAAGCUCGGGCUCUCACCCUAGGGCCCGAAGAUGAGCCCGCCGGAGGGAUCGGAGGAUAAACCGCUCCUCUUUGAAGACGCCAAGUUCUGCCUUGCCGACGAUCUACAGGACGAUGAAGAGUUCCAGAGACUCCUCGUCAAGCACGGUGGCAGAUUGAUCAAUUAUCUAUCUGACAACGUCACCUACGUCAUCGCCGACAAUCCUGACAGUUCAACAAUUACUGAGGCCCAGGAUCUAUAUGAGAAACCUGUCGCAACGAGCUCAUGGGUUCGUCUCUCGCUCAAGUGUGGAAAGCUUCUCCCUUUGGAAGCAUUCUCUCCACACAAGAACCAGAUUUUUUCAAACACCGUCAUCUGCCCUUCCCAGCUUUCAGGGGAGGAUAUGAAAACUUUGUGGGCCAUGGUGACCUUUCACGGCGGCAAGUUUCGAGCAGUUCUGGACAAGACUUGUACACACCUUGUGGCUGCCAAAGCAGAAGGGGUUAAAUAUCAGAAGGCCAUGGCUGCUGGCGGCCUACAGGUGAAAAUUGUGACUCCUGACUGGGUCACAGACUCCGUGAAGAGCAAAGCACUCUGUGACGAGACGCGUUACCACCCUCGGCUGUUAGUACCACCAAAGCCCCCAACGCCGCCAAAGCCACCUACCCCUCCACCAGUGCCAACGCCUCCCAUGACAAGCACCGCUGCAUCCCUCUCGCAGCAACAGCAAGGGUUUAUGAGCUUCCGUGCCCAGCAGCAGCAGCAGCAGUUUGGAAUGGCCCCUGUCACACAGCAACAGUUGUCAGUGUCCCAGCAGCAAGCUUUGACUUUGCAGCAGCAGCAAAUUCAGCAGAUUCAGCAACACUUGAUGCAACCGCCCUCCUCACAGCAGCAGCACUCUCUCCAGCAACAGCUUGCACAGCUCCAGGUUUCGCAACAUCAGUUACAGCAACAGCAGCAAUUUCAGCAGCAGCAGCAGCAACAGCAAGUAUCUCAGCAACAACAGCAGCAAAUGGCUCAGCAACAGCAAGUGCCUCAGCAGCAGCAGCAAAUGGCACAGCACCAACAGAUGCCCCAGCAGCAGCAGCAGCAAAUGCCCCAACAACAGCAAAUGUCACAGCAACAACAAAUGUCUCAGCAGCAGCAGCAGCAGCAGCAACAACUGUCUCAGCAACAGCAAAUGUCUCAGCAGCAACUCCAACAGCAGCUUCAACAGCAGCAGCAGCACAUGGUUCCAACCUCUCAGUUUGCGACCCGCAUGGUCAACGUGUCAUCGUCAAGCGGUGACAUUAAGGUGUCCCUGGCAAGCAAUCAAGGAAUCAGCAUCAUGACCAUAAACAAACAGCAGCUCUUGCUGCAGCAGCAACAACAACAGCAGCAACAACAGCAGCAGCAACAACAACAACAGCAGCAGCAGCAACAACAACAACAGCAGCAGCAACAACAACAGCAGCAGCAGCAGCCACCAGGCAGUGCCAUGGUGCGGCCAGAUGGUACCAUGGUGCGACCAGAUGGCACGGUGGUUCGUCCAGUCACGCAGAUGCAGCUGAUGCAACAGAAGCAGCAGUCGCUGCAGCAGAUGCAGCAGCAGAGGCAGCAGUUUCCACCGGGCAUGCCUGUUGUGGUGUCGCAGCAAGGUGUUCGUGACACAGAGGCAGUCUCGUGCCUCGCACCACUGCAGCCAUGGCCUCAUCAGGGCGGUCUGCAGCUGACCCCGCAGCAGAUAAUGCAGAUACGCCAGCGGCAGCUCCAGAUGCGUCACCUGACGCCCCAGCAGCAGCAGAUUCUGAUGCAGAACCUGCAAAGGCAGCAACAGCAGCAGCAGAGGCCCCUCACCAUGCAGCAAUUCCAGCAGGCAAUGCACGCCGGUCAGCAGCAGCCUAUGCAAAACCUCCAGCAGGCACAGCAGCAGCAACAGCAGCAGCAACAGCAGGCACAGGCACAGCAGUCUCCCGGGGGUGGCCAGCCGGGAGUCGCUCAACUGCUGAGGCAUCCGCAGCAAGUGCUCAUUCAGCAGAUGCAGCAGCGUCAGGGCAUGGCUCCGCGAAUGCCUCCUCAGCAAUUCCAGCAGGCUGUCCAGGGCCAGGUGGCUGGACAGCAACAGCCUCAGCAGCAGCAACAACAAGCACCGCCACAGGCUUCUCCGAGUGCUGGUCAGCCGCAGCCGCAGCAAAUGUUGGCUGGUGCGCAGGGUAUGGUCCCGGGCCAGGCGUCACCGCAGGCCAUCAUGAAACCACCACCCCAGUACCCUUACGCAGCUGAGAGGCCACUGGUCCGUCCGCAAUACCCGCCACAGCAACAGCCACAACAGCAGCAGCAGCAACAAUCACCCGGCUCGGUGCCUCAGCAGCAGGCUACCGGACAGCAGCAGAUGCAGUGGGCCAACUUCCAGCAACAGCAGCAGAGGAAGACUCCCGAGGGCGGUGUUCCCGCCUCAUUGUCGCAGCCACAGCCAGCAGUCCAGUGGCGACCGACCGCAGUGCCUGCCGGCAGUGACGAGCUGAAGGCAAAGGUACCUCAGGGUCUCACCGGGCAGCCUCCGGUGCGUCCCGAGGGCGGCUUGCAUCCCCAGCAGCAGCAGCAGGCGGCUCUCUGGCAACAACAGCAGCUGCAGCUCCACAAGGCACAACUUCAACAGCAGCAGCAGCAGCAGCAACAGCAGCCUGCACCUGUUGGGGGAGGAGAGCCAGCACCUUCGAACAACACUGCAAGCCAGGGUGUGCCCACCCUGCAGCACCAGCUGCAGUGGCAGCAGAUGCGUCAGGCUGAACUUCAGCGCAGACAGCAAAAUCUUCUCCAGGAGCGGCAGAUGCUUCAGCAGCAACAGCAGGCUCAGCAGGGGCCCCAGCAGCCACAGCAGCAACCUUACCUGGUCCAGCGACCACCUCCGCCUCAGUAUCCUGGCGUAGGCAUGCCGGGACCUCGAGAGCAGCUCGCAGCAGUGGGUGUUGCAAGGCCGCCGCAGGCUGCAGCCGGAAUGGUGCAGUUCCAGCAGCAACAGCAGCAGCCACUAGUUCAGCAGCAGGUGCCUUUUGUGGGUGGCCCACAGCCCCCAGUGGGGGGGUCUGCCGCGAACACAGCGGCAGCGGCUGCAGUAGCCGCGGCCACGCUGCAACAGCAGCAACAACAGCAAGCCGCAGCAGGCGGCAGGCAGCAGCAGCCGCAGCAGCGGCAGGUCCCAACCCCGCACAAGGUCACACCCAAGACCAAGACGGCUCUGGCCAACCUGCUUAACACGCGUCUCCAAGGCGUCGCCAGAGGACCCGGCGACUUGGCGGCCGACGCCCUGGGUCACGGCGUCGUGCGGCUUCCCACGCCAGGCAGCGAGGAGCAGCAGCAGCACAUUAGGGAGGGCCCCAUGAUGAACCCAGCGUACCGGUCAGUUCGUGCUCCUGUACCACCACCAGCUCAGCAUUUGGCCAACGAUACAAGAAACUUUGGUACAGAAGUUCCCGUGAAUGCCAACGCCCCGGUUGAACUUCAUUUCUACGGACACGAUCCGAGAACCCAAGUGCCUACGGAAAUGUGCCUGGUGGGUUGUGUAUUCUGCAUCGUGGAUUACGACCGCCUCUACGAAUCGUCGGAGAUAUUGAAGUGGAAAAAGGUCAUCAUGCAGCGAGGUGGCGAAGUGGAGGAGAUGUACAGCCCUCGUUGUACUCACGUCAUCUGUGAGACGCAACGCAGCGCCGUUGUGCAACAGGCAUUGCGUGACAGCAAACGUUGCGUCACAGUAUUCUGGCUGAACGACGUGCUGGCACGGAAGAAGCUGCAGGCCCCCUGGCACGCGUUACACUUUCCGUCACCCUACCUAGAGAACAAGCCUUGCAAGAACCAGAUCAUUUGCACCAGUGGCUUCGACACUGAAGAACGAGCUCUGCUGAAGCAGAUGGUCCUGACAACUGGCGCCAAGUACACCACCUACCUGACGCGUCUCAACUCUCUGCUCAUCACCAAAAAGAAGGAGGGCCUGAAGUACCAGAAGGCCCAGGAAUGGGGCAUCGGCAUAGUGAACACACAGUGGCUGCAGGACGUCAUGCUGGGCCACUACGAGGCCCUGCGGUUACCCACCGCACCCAAGUAUCAGCAGUUUGAGGACGUCCGGCUGGACUAUGGGCUUGUGCCACACCUGAUGGCGGCAUGGAGGAUACCCAUCAAGCUCACCGAAGAAGUCUGGAAGCGGUUUACAGCUUCGGAGGCCUUCAAGGAGGCCCAGAAGCGGAAGCAAGAAAAUCCUGCGAAGUCUGAAUCAACACCUCCAAAACAACCCAGACCAACAGCUGAAGAGGAAGAGAACAUACCGGUGACUGUGACCACAACUCUUCCAGAAGAGAAAGUUCCGCAAGUUCUCCUCACAGGCUUGAAAGACGUGGAGGAACUGAAAAAGGCUGUUCUUCAGCUUGGUGGUGCACUGGCCAAGUCGCCCAAGGAAUGCACGCACCUGGUGACAAACAGGAUUCAACGAACGGUGAAGCUUCUCUCGGCCUUUGGGACGGCUAAAUUCGUCGUGACGCCACGCUGGAUCAAGGACAGCGUUGCUAACAAUGGAUUUGUUG